This is a messenger RNA of Arabis nemorensis, 891 nucleotides long. The record is from the annotation of a GenBank genome assembly. NCBI's taxonomy places the organism in Eukaryota, Viridiplantae, Streptophyta, Magnoliopsida, Brassicales, Brassicaceae.
AUGGGUGACAAAGAGGAAGCAGCAGGUGAUGAGAACACUGGACGUGGAAACGAUUGGGAAGUUGUCUCACUUACAGCUUCAGCUUAUGCUGCUGCUCCUGGUCCCAAACAAGUUGACUUGAAAGACGAUGAAAAGGAAGUUACUCGUCACGAAGCAGAGACAUCUCACCCUUUAUACAUGUCUCGCCACUUCGUUUUCCCAUCGAGCGAGCACGAGAAUAUCGCCACGGAAUCUAGUGAGCUUACCGAGAUUUGUGAUGAUGAUAAGGCAAGCAAGAAGAUGGAUUCCGGAUUCUCUUUGGAACAAGAAACCGGGUCUCGCGGGAAGGAAGAUGGAGAUUUGAAUCUGAAAGGGUUGAACUUAUCAGAUGAGUUCCCGGGACUCGAGUUUUUCGAGGACAAAGGCAAAAGAGAAGAAAACAUUUUCAUGAGUUCUCUGCACGACGAAAGAGCUAUUGGUGGAUCUCAUGUCUAUGAACAGAACGAACCUGUUCAUGAACCGACUGAGCCAGUCACUCCACGUCUUGUUGUUCCAGAUGUUUCAGCUGAUUUGAAUCCUGCUAAAGAUGAGAAGCAUGAAGUAGCAAACGUGAACGACGCCCCACCUUGCGAAGCUUGGUGGAAAAGAAGUGCUGCGUCUUUGAUUUCACAAGCGAAAGAAACAAACACAGUUUGGUCGAUCUUCAUAGCUGCAGCUGUAAUGGGGAUUGUGAUCCUUGGCCAACGCUGGCAACAAGAGAGGUGGCAGAUUUUGCAGCUCAAGUGGGAAUCAAGCAUUGGAAACGAGAAAGCUGGAAGAUUGAUGGGACCAAUAUCGCGAUUGAAACAAGCUUUUGUCGGGGGACAUCGAAGGGAUUCUUUCAUCCGAGUCAGCUCCCAAAACGACUGUUAA